Molecule: messenger RNA, 5173 nt
Organism: Salvelinus fontinalis (brook trout)
Lineage: Eukaryota; Metazoa; Chordata; Actinopteri; Salmoniformes; Salmonidae
Product: leucine zipper putative tumor suppressor 2 homolog
Exons: 7
Coding region: 376-3231 (951 amino acids)
Biological process (GO): regulation of dendritic spine morphogenesis
Cellular component (GO): dendritic spine
Source: RefSeq, a predicted model, not a curated record
UUGAGUGGCGUAAAAAGUGGCGUUUCUGCCGUGCACAAGGAGGGGCGUGUCUGAGUUGUGUGUGGUUACAGCUGAUAGUCGCAUCCACCGCUGCCUCCAUCAUCAUCGAUACGACACCGAUCGUGGCUGAAGUUGAUAAUAUAGAUAAUAUCGAGAGAAAAAAACAUCCACUGACCACAUCCUAGGGUCCUUCAUAACCGACCGGAAAGAGGCCAAGGUUGUUUUCUAAUGGACAAACGACUGUGGUGUUGCAAAUAUGUGUGUGCAUCCGGUUCCCUCUUUAACCCAUGAUGACCCACACUGCUUUCCAGUGUGUGAGGCAGAGUGACUCUCUGUCCCCCUUAACUCCUCACCUCUGACCCCUGACCCCUCGCCAUGGGCAGUGUGGGUAGCGGAGUGGCAGGGGAGCAGGAGUUUGCCAUGAAAUCAGUGGGCACUAGGACCACCCUGCCCCGCGCCCCAGCCCUGUCUCGCCAUUUCCCCGCUGACCGUAGCUGCAGGACCGAACGACUCCCCCCAGAGACAGUCUCAGAGGGAACCGCGUCUAGUGACGAAAGAGGAAGUGUUAGUAUUGGUACCGGGAAUGGAAAUGGGACUGGAACAGACCGGCCACCGGACUCUGACACAGACCAUACCACUACAACGGCAUCCAACUGUGACCAGGAGGAUCCAUGGGUGGGAUGCGGGAAUGGAGCGGGAAGGAGGGAGAGGGAGUGGGAGAGAGAGAGGAAGAGUAGAAGGAGGGAAAUGGAGAGCAAAGAGAUGGAGAGAGAAAGAGUGUGGGAGAGAGAAAGGGAGAGGGCUGAGAGACAGAGGGAAAAAGAGAGGGAUGGAGAGCGGGAGAGGGUUGAGGUAGAGAGGGAAAGAGACAGGGUGGAGUGCAAAAGAAAGACACAAGGAGGUUUUGUGAGUCUGGAUGUAUGCAGUAACGUGGUGGGACUGGGGGGGAAUGACAGUGGUACUGGGAUGACUCCCCACCAACACAAAGAAACUGGAGAGAACGAAACCGACAAUCACAACAACCCUCUAACCCACAACCCACCCAAAAUCCUGCCUGUCUCUGGCAAACUAGAGCAGAACAACUCAGGGCUGGUUCGUCCCUCUGCCUUCAAACCAGUGGUUCCCAAGAGCUUUCAUUCCAUGCAGAACCUCCUUGGCCCAACCAGUGGGAGUGGAGAUGAGGGUAGGGGUGCGGGGGGACAGAGAGAAGGAGGAGCAGGGGGAGGAGAACUAGUGGCAGUCCCAGAGGCCCUCCUCCUAGACCAGGACAGUCCAGGGAGGGGCAGAUGCCUGGCAGAGGGAGCAGGAGGGGGUAAGGGUAACGGAGGGGUCCAUGGAGGGAUGUCAGUUUCGGGGAGGAACUCCCUGACCAGCCUGCCCACAUAUGCAGGCUCUGGUUUGGGCUAUGGGCCUCAAGAGGCCCUGGGGUCUCUCAGUGCUUCUACCAGCAAUAUCAACAGACUAGGGACCACAGUUGGAGCUGCAGUGGCUUUGGAAAAGCUGGAGCAACCAGGCUACCAGAACGGGCUGAGUGCCUCAUACAGUGACCGCUCCUCUUCAGUAAAGAGCUCCUCGUCCUAUCAGCAGCUGAACCACCUGGGGGACACCCCAGCACCCCAACGUCCCGCUCCUUCCUCUGAUGAUGUCAUCCAAGACCUGGAGAACCGGCUCUGGGAGAAGGAGCAAGAGGUGCAGCACAUGCGUCGUAACUUGGAGCAGAGCGAGGCCGCCAUCGUCCAGGUGUUUGAGGAGAAGCAGCGUGUGUGGGAGAGACAGAUGGAUGAGCUGGGGCAGAACUACGCCUCCCGUCUGCAGCAGGUGACUACACAUUCCACAGAAGCGGUAACCAAUAACAGUCUACCAAAUGUUGAUACUCUCUUCCUCUGUGUGCAGGUGACCCGUCGCGCCCAGCGCUCCCAGAAUGCCCUGCAGGCCCAGAUCACCCAUCUGUCGCAGGACAAGCGACGUCUGCAGGAGGAGAUGGCUGCCCUGCUGGCCCAGAGAGAGGAUCUGGAGAGGAAGUGUCUGCACUUCAGGAUGGAACAGACUGACAUACUGCCACGCCUGGAUGAGACCAAGUGGGAGGUGUGUCAGAAGGCAGGGGAGAUCUCCCUGCUGAAGCAGCAGCUAAGGGAGAGCCAGGCAGAGGUGACCCAGCGGGCGGGGGAGAUGGUGGCCCUCAUGGGCCAGCUGAAGGAGGCCAAUGCCCAGCUUAGGGAUCGGGAGGAGGCCAUGCUGGGCCUCAAGAACUCAUAUAGCUCCAAGAGCCUGGAGCUGGAGCGCUGCCAGGGAGAGCUGAGGAGGACGCUGACCGAGGUGUCUAUCCUGAGGGAGAAGCUGGGUGUGUUUGAGGCUGAGGUGCUGGGUCUUAAACAAGCUCUGUGGGAGAUGGGCGGAGGGGUUGAUCCUGCCAUAACCCAAACCCUAGGAGCUGUGGGGCUACUCCCACCCUGGGGGGCUCUCUACUGCCCCCGCACCCCCCCAGAGCCCUCGUCCACCCCUCUCACCCCCACCUCAGAUGCCCUGCUCAGCCUCCAGAGUGACGAGGCAAAAGCCCAGAGGCAAGAGGUGCAGAGACAAGAGAGGCAGCAGCGUGAAGAGGCCCAGUGGCGUGACAUGCAGCAGUGCCAGGAGGCCCACCAGCGCCUGAAAGCCCAUCUAUAUCAGGAGGCUCAUCUCCACCAGGAAGCCCAACUGCGCAAGGAACCUCGACUUCAUCAGUGGGCCCACUUGUGUCAGGAGGCCCACUUCCACCAGGAGGCCCAGCUUAAGUGCCAAGAGGCCCAGGUGGAAUCAGGGAACCUGCGUGAGCAGCUGGAUCAGCUCCAGGGGGCCUUACGUCUAGAACGUCAACAGAGAGAGCGCCAGACCCUUAGUUUCGACCAGGAACGACAUACCUGGAUUGACGAGAAGGAGCGUGUGCUGAAAUAUCAGGCACAGCUUCAGGUCAGCUAUGUGGAGACUCUACAGAAGAACCAGGCUCUGGAGCAACAGGUGGGACAGCUGGGGUCCAAACCCACCCCCACCCCCUCAUCCUCCAGCUCCCCUCCCCCACCACCGACUCUGUCAACCCUCCCGCCCCUGCCCUCAGUCCCUCUCCCUGCUCCCAUUGCCCUAACCCUCUCCCCACCACCUUGUGAGGACGUGAAAGGUUCCCCUUCCCUCCUCCAGCUGCCCACCCCCUGGGCCGGACCCUCACGUCUAGAGAGGAUAGAGUCCACUGAGAUUUAGAGAGGCUCCAUUUUACUUAAUAUCAACUUGAUUACAAACUACACAAUUGGAUAGGCUACAAGACAGAUUAAACUACAACACAGUUAGAACUGCACAAUAUAUAGUGAAAACAACCAAUGCAAACUGAACAGCAGAGAACCAUACAAAAGAGUUUAGACUAUGAACACAAACUAUAAAGAACAUAGAAGUACAAAAGAACAUAAGCUGAACUGCUACACUGUAGAAUGCAAUAUAAACUAUUAGAUUAGAUUAAAUAUUGAAAUUCUUUGCCUUUAAUGUAAAGAAUCCAGGCAGUCUUGGUGGGAAGCAGGGAAGCAAGGAUGGCACCAAAAGUUUCAAGACAAUAACAUUGUAGUUUGAUAACGUUAUUCCUCUGGAAGGUUUAGUGCCAACCUGGAGGGUAGUUUGCCAAAUUGCAUAUCUAUGGUAAUGAGACAUGAGGUCGGGGGAUAGCAAAAUUAUAUUUAAGAAGAUUUUAGAUGAUAAUCAGGAGUGAUGUUUUGGAGAAUGUGCUUGUCUUUUGCAUUUCUGGGGUGAUGUUACUCUCAGAAGGUGUGUGACGGGAUGGUUUGGAGACAGUGGUUAAAAUUGGGGAUGAAGACUCACAAGUGUUUUUUAAUAUGAGGAAAUGAGGAAAAUAGUGGUAAAGUUCAUUGGUAGUUGGUUGGUUCCAUUUCAGAAAAUUUCCUCAAAUGGCUUGAGAUUAAAGGUAGUUGACUCUGAAUGGUUCUUAUUGUGGGGUAAUUGGAGAGCCUGGCUCUAAGACACUGCAAACCGUCUGCGGUGCCUAAAGAUGAACACAAGGGGUCAGCAUUAAGUUGUGUCAGGGCUGGAGCCCAACCGAUUAUAUAGGUUCACUGAUAUUAUCUGCCAAUAGUGGCCUUUUAACACUAUAUUGGUAUCGUCCGAUAACUCCAACGAUAACCGAUAUUCAAGAAAUAGUGUGAAAGAAAAGGGAAUCUAAUGCAUAUCUGUACACUUGCAGCCAUUCUCAUGAUGUGUCAUUAUUGUCACAAUGUAUGAAAUGAACAUUUGAAGCAUAGUUAUUAGACCGUUUUGGAUGGCUAUUUAUGAGAAUUCAGUGUGGAAAAAUGACAUUUUUUCAUUUCCCUGAUGUAAAACAGUAUAUCGGCGGAUAUGUUGUAUCGGUAUGUUUUGCGGCCCCCAAAAAACAUGUUGGUCGGGCUCUUGUCAGGGCUCCCCACCAGCAGAGAAAAUGACUUGAAAAUGACUUUAUUCCAUGGUCUGGGAAAGAGACAUGGCAGCACACUGGCUCUACUCUGAUAUUGUUGUUAUUUAUACUUUCAGAUAAUGCUUUUAUGACCAAAAGUGGGAUGAGAAAGUGACAAUAGUGAGCAUAAAGAGAAAGGACAGAGGUGAAACUGCCUUCACAUGUAAAGAUAGACGAGUGAGAGCACUGUGUCCAGACCUUUUAAAUCAGCAAGGCUGGGUGCACGUUUUCAAAGUGGGAUUCAGCUCAAAGAGUUAGAGAACCAGGUAAAGAAAGACAUUGCCUUCCCUAGAUAUGGUUCAGAUCUACUGCACUAUGUCCUGCUGAGGAGGUCAGACAGAUUGUGGACAUGUUUAUUCCAGCAUACCAAGAUAGUAAGACACUACGUGUGAAUAUUUUUUUAAAGUUAAUUGUGACUAUUAUCAUCGUUAUUAUUCUUGUGAAUCGGCAGAGUGUUGUUACAAGCUUUUCUUUAAUGUUUUUUACUGUAUACAUUAAUGCUAUAUAACUCUGCUACAUGGUACAACCACAUCAACCAUCUCCAAAGCCAUUGUUUGUUGACUUUUAAUGUUGUUGAUAUCAGUGUAAUUAAUAUAUUGUUUUAGAGAGCAAAUUGUUAUUUACAUUUUUUAUAUUUAUGUUACUGUAACGGCUUGACAAAGUCUUUCCUGGCUAAAUCAAACUGAAUCAAUAAAGAUGCAAGUAAAUCAA